Molecule: messenger RNA, 1356 nt
Organism: Sycon ciliatum
Lineage: Eukaryota; Metazoa; Porifera; Calcarea; Leucosolenida; Sycettidae
Product: mucin-3B-like
Exons: 7
Coding region: 1-1356 (451 amino acids)
Source: RefSeq, a predicted model, not a curated record
AUGACGGACUGUCUUGGCAACUCUAGCAGCUCCACUGUGGCCUUGGACGAGUUGACAGAGGAUGAUGGAGUGCUGUCAGAGGACAAUGAGGAUGAUGAGGAUGAGGAUGAUGUUGAAGUUCUGCCACAGAGCUAUGACAAUGAGCUGGAGUUUUCGAGGCGCACUGACGUAGCUGCUGCUGCUCAGCCCCACAUCUCGCAGCAGGAAUACGACCAGCUAAAUAAUUGCAGUAAGGACUUCCAGCUUGUGCUGGCAGUCAUUAUGAGGUCACACCGGAAAGACCAGAAUUUCCUCACAGCAAUCCGGACUUGCAUUUCCAACGAAAUGCUCUCCAGUGUUGAUAAUGAUCAAACGGAACCCGUCAAGUUCACAGCAGUCAGAGCAGACCCACCUGUGACCAUGCCAACAAAGGAAGAAACAAAAGCAGCAGCUGCGUCAGCAGGAUAUGCAGUGUCUCCAUCCAGCCUUACUGCAACAAAUCCAUGGCCACUUGGACAGCAGUUAGAACAACUGGAACUAGGAACAACCGAAACCGAAUCAACUAUGCCAGCACUUCGUACUUAUUCAGAAAUGCUCUCCAGUAUUGAUAUUGAGCAAACGGAACCCGUCAAGUUCACAGCAGUCAGAGCCACAAAGCUGGAACCAGGAACACCCGAAGCCAAAUCAACUAUGCCAGCACUUCGUACUUAUUUAGAAAUGCUCUCCAGUGUUGAUAUUGAGCGCAUUGAACCCGUCAUGGUCAGAGCUGAGAGAACAGACCCAUCUGUGACCAUGCCAACAAAGGAAGAAACAAAAGCAGCAGCUGCGUCAGCAGGAUAUGCAGUGUAUCCAUUCAGCCCGACUGCAACAAAUCCAUGGCCACUUGGACAGCAAUUAGAACCACUGGAACUAGGAACAACCGAAACCGAAUCAACUAUUCCAGCACUUUGUACUUAUUCAGGUGUACAACAACCUAUUACUCUGCAGCCCGGUACAGCCUUAGCUUGCUCCUCUACUGAUAGAUCACCAUCAUCAAUGUCAGGCCCUUCUACCACGGCAGAGACUACAUUUGGUCUUAGCCAGACCUGUUUGAGUGCACCCACCCAAGCCACUACAACACAUCGCAUUGCCAGCUCAGCUGAGACUAGCACUGGCAGCUUUACAGCUGAUGGUAAUGCUGCUAGUUAUGACCGAAGAAAGCACGCCAAAUCCACUACCUCGUCCACGGUCUCCGCCAUUGCUUCCGCCACACGCGCCACGCACGCCACGAUCAGCUGUUCCAUCAGCUGGCUGAGCUCGACCAGCGCCGUGAGCAAUUCCUCCGCGCAGCGCGAGCGGAGCACGUCCACGAACUGGCUGCGCUUGCCCUCGCCCUAA